CAACACAGAAGUUGCAGAGAGGCUUUUCACAUUAAAAAAUAAAAGGAAAACGAACUUAGAAAUUUUCUAACCUCACGAAGCUUCACUCUCAUUUUCUAUUCUACAAUCUAAUUUUGCUUUUCUUUCAAUUCUACUUUCUCUCUCUAGUUUCCAAGAAAACCCAAGAUUUUCUCACACUUUCUGGUUCCUCUUUUUUCUUUCUUCAGACAAUUCUCUGCCUUGAAGAACGAGUAAUUUAAUUUCCCCUUCAAUAUUGCUUCUUGUUCUUACCAUGCCCAAAUCAACCCACUUCAUAUUUCACAAUUUUUGCAUGUGUUAUCAUCAAUUUCCAGAAACCAAGUAAACUCACUCAAGGUUUAAGUUAGUUCUUUGUCUGUCAACUUUUUCAUGAAUUUGUUGUCUUUAAUUGUUAUAUAAUCUACCAUAUUCCUAUUUUCUGUUUCUUGUAUAUUUUAGCAAUUUUAUAAAGUCAGUUUUGUGGGAGAGAGAGAGAGAGAGAGAGAGAGAUUGGGUUUGUGUUGUUUGGUUUGAUUUCUGUGUUUGUUUUUUGAGUAUUGUUUAUCUUGGUUCUUGUGUUUUGAUCAAGUUCAUUGUUUAAUUGUAUUGGGUUUUAUGUUUUAGAUUCAUAUUUUUUCAUGAUUACCACUGAUCAUUGUUUAUCAAAGAACAUGAAAGGGUUUAGGAGAAAGAAACCUUGAGGCUUUGUAAAUAAUAUGAGUUUGCUCAAUUUGGUGGCCUAAUCUUCAAUUUGUCAAUUAUAGAUUUUCAAAUUUGCAGAUUAUUUGUAUAACUUGCUGUUCUUACUUCCUAUCAUUCCAAGUCAGUAGUUGAGAUUGGUAAGUUUUGAUACUUUUCUGCCUCCACCAAGUGAAACCCUUCCGGCCUCGGGUUCCUUUUCCCUGUAACAUCUCAAUUGGGAUUUGGGGUUAGGGUUUGAAUUAGGUUUUGAGAUUAGGGUUCAGAGAAGUUUUUCCAGUACCAUUUGUAUUCCCUGUAUUGUCCUUAUCAACACAUGUCCAUGUGCAAGCUUUGUUUGGAGAAUUAUACCCAAUAGGUUUUGAAAAGAAGUGAUUUUGUUGUUAUUCAACACAAACAGGAGUGUUUUAGUUUGCAAUUCUGAGGGGUCAUCUGAGGUUGAGGUUGGUAUUGGUGAUUCUUUCUGCUUUAUCAUUUACAAUGGGGGAUUGUGAAGCUGUAAUACCAACCCAUGAUGGUGAACAGCAUGUGAUUCUUGCUGCUCAGCACAUCGUGAAGGCGUUGUGGACGAAUAAGAAUCUGAGUGAUGAUAUGAGGAAAAUCCUAGCAGACCUUGACACCCAUUUGUCUACAAUGACCAUACUCACUGAGAGUAAGGCAGGGUUGACUAAUGAGGUUGAAGAUCAGCUCAUUUGUGCUCAGCAAAGGGUCAUGAGUUGGCAGUCGAAUCAGUUGAUGAUAUGGGAUUCUGGUCCUCAGGAAGUUUCGAGGUAUCUACAAGCUGUUGAUGAAGUUCGAAGGUUGACAGAGAGUUUAGGAAGCUUGCUGUCAAACAAUAAUGGGAAACAGAAGGAGCUCCUUGACCGAGCUCACAGUGUUCUGCAGAUGGCAAUGGCCAGGCUUGAGAAAGAGUUGAUCCACAUUCUUGCUCAUAGUAAGCAAUUUUUGGGGCCCAGAUACAUUUCCUUUCAGUCUUAUGAAGGGAGUGUCGUGUGUGAAGAAUCGAUAGUUUCAAAUGAGGACGAUUCAAUGGGGGGCAAAUCUCGGAGAGAGAGCAAUAGCACUGAAUCCGAGGAAUGUAUCAUAAGUUUGGUCCAUCCGAAUGUAGUUUCCGAUAUAAAGUCUAUUGCAACUGUAAUGUUUGCUUCAAAUUAUGAUCAGGAAUUUUGCCAGGCUUUCACUAGCUUCUGGGAAAUUGCAUUGAAUGAGUUUUUGAUCAAUUGUGAGGUGGACAAACUCAGCAUUGAAGAUGUGUUGAAAAUGAAGUGGGAUAGCUUGUACUGCAGGAUCAGAAAAUGGUGCCGGGCAAUGAAGGCUGUCAUUCGGUUUUAUCUUUGCAGUGAGAAAUGGCUCUUUGAUCAAGUCUUGGGAGAAUUUGGAUCUAUUUGUUCAAUCUGUUUUGUUGAGGCUUCAAAGACUUCAAUGUUGUGCCUCCUGAAUUUUGGCGAAGCCAUUGCAAUGGGGCCCCAUUCACCAGAAAUUCUUUUUUGCUUAAUCGACAUGUACGAGGUUCUAGCAAAUCUUCUCCAAGAUAUAGAUGCUCUAUUCUCAGAAGAAUUUGGUUCUUUUAUUCGGAUCGAGUUCCACGAGCUCUUGAUGAGAUUAGGCAAUUCUGCUAGGGUCACAUUUAAGAAAUUCGGGAAUGAAGUUGCCUCGGAGACAUCAAAUACCCCCUUCCCCAGAGGUGGCAUUCACCCUCUCACCAAGUAUGUCAUGAACUACAUCAAGACCCUUGCAGGAUAUGGUGACACCCUCAAUUUGCUUCUUGAGAGGCAAGAUGGGGAGGAGUUAGGUACAGUAGUUGAUGCCGAGGAUGGGCAGAGUGCCUGUUCCUACCAUUUUCGUCCAAUGGCACGCUACCUAUGGUCAGUGGCAUCCAUUCUCGAAACAAACCUUGACAAAAAAUCCAGAUUAUACAGGGAUUGUUCAUUGAAGCACAUUUUUAUGAUGAAUAACAUCCAUUACAUGGUGGAAAAAGUUAAGGACCCCGAACUCGGGACAUAUUUUGGGGAUGAAUGGAUCAAAAAGUAUAUCGUGAAGUUCCAGCAGCACGCGAGAAGCUAUGAGAGAGCCACUUGGAGUUCAGUCUUGUCAUUGCUUAGGGACGACGGAAAGCUAGGGAAGUCGGUUCUUAGGGAGAGGUGCAGGCGCUUCAAUGUUGCCUUUGAGGAGGUAUACAAAAGUCAGACAGGAUGGAUUAUCCCAGAUGUUCAGCUUAGGGAGGAUGUACAAAUCUCAACUUCACAGAAAGUAAUCCAUGCAUACAGGACUUUUAUGGGUAGAUACUCCAUUUGUAUCGAGGACAAGUACAUUAAGUACACUGAACAUAAUUUGGAGAACUAUAUCUUGGAUCUGUUUGAAGGUUCUCAAAGGUCACUGCACAAUUCCAGGAAGUAAAAAUCAGAAUGCUUUGGAGCUUUAGAAUUCCUUCUGCCCUCAUGGUCUCCUUUCCCCUGGUAGUUUCAUGAUUGUAAUUUACAAAAUGUGCUUGUAUUAUAUCACUUGACUGCAGUCUAAAUUUCUCAAGAAAAUUGCUGCAGCAUUGUUCCUUUGUACCUUUUUCUCAUGUAAUAAUAUCAAUUUGUAUUAUGGGCACAAAUAUAUAAGUUCUGCCAUAUCAUUGUUUUGCCUACCGUA
Cornus florida is the source of this 3333-nucleotide messenger RNA. Its product is annotated as exocyst complex component EXO70E2-like. Gene Ontology annotation, cellular component: exocyst. Gene Ontology annotation, biological process: exocytosis. The record is from RefSeq and is a predicted model, not a curated record. Gene Ontology annotation, molecular function: phosphatidylinositol-4,5-bisphosphate binding. The transcript has a single exon. Bases 1177 to 3093 code for a protein of 638 amino acids. NCBI's taxonomy places the organism in Eukaryota, Viridiplantae, Streptophyta, Magnoliopsida, Cornales, Cornaceae.